Molecule: messenger RNA, 1312 nt
Organism: Perca fluviatilis (European perch)
Lineage: Eukaryota; Metazoa; Chordata; Actinopteri; Perciformes; Percidae
Gene: sri
Product: sorcin
Exons: 8
Coding region: 334-885 (183 amino acids)
Molecular function (GO): calcium ion binding
Source: RefSeq, a predicted model, not a curated record
CAAUUAGAGGUCAUGUGGUCACUCACUGCAGCGCUGAGGAAACAGGCCGUUUAACAACAAACAUCCCGAAGAUUUCACAUUUUUCUGCCUGUUUCCUGCCGGAGUCUGGUCGGGUCAUUCCGUGAUAUACCUUCAUUAAGACCAAGACCCGCCUCGGUGCUUCAGGCUCAUUUACAAGACUUUAUAAUCUCAUUUCCGCCGUUUUUUUUCCUUCUUGUUACAGUAACUGCAUGCAGACAGACACGCCUCUGAAGUUAAGGAGGUGUUAGCGCGGUGUAGCUUACAUUUCGACUGGAAUUCCUUAUUUUAUUGUUUUUUAUAAUAGAUUAAAUAAUGGCCUUUCAAGGAUACGGUGCUGCCCCUGGUGGUGUCGCGCAGCAGGAUCCUCUCUACGGAUAUUUUUCAGCUGUUGCUGGACAGGAUGGACAGAUCUCAGCAGACGAGCUGCAGAGCUGCCUCACACACUCCGGCAUCUCUGGCUCAUACAAACCCUUCAGCCUGGAGACCUGCAGACUGAUGAUCAGCAUGCUGGAUAGGGACAUGUCCAACAGCUUGGGCUUCGCUGAGUUCAAGGAUCUGUGGCAGGUUCUGAAUGGCUGGAAGAUGACCUUUGCAUCCUAUGACCGGGACCGCAGUGGGACGGUGGAGGGCCAAGAGCUGCAGCAUGCUGUCGCCUCCAUGGCAGGUUAUAAUCUGAGCCCUCAGGCCAUGAACAUCAUCAUGAAGCGCUUCAGUUCACAUGGCAGAAUCACCUUUGAUGACUUUGUGAGCUGUUGCGUAAAACUCCGGGCGCUGACCGCUCAGUUCCAAAGAAGAGACACAACCCGAACUGGCAAUGCCUCAUUUCAGUAUGAUGAUUUUAUCCAGGUCACCAUGGCCAUAUGAAGAGGAAGACACACCAGUUUUUUAAUAUCUUAUAUUAACACCAUGUACUUUCACUGUUUAUUUUUUAUUUGUAAUCAUCGUUGUACAAGCACACUUACAAUGUUGCUUUUACAUUCCAUUUUACAUUGAACUGAAUACUAAUACAUAAUACUACAAACUAAUAAGAAUAUAGUAACCUCAGGCUGCACCAAUGAACCACUAUGUGCCCAUGUUAGCCCAUAGCGUAUAUGAGUGUAAACAUGUUUUAAAAUGAAUAAAUAAAUAUGUAAUGUCACAAAGUGAUGAUUGGCACAUAUUGACUCCCUUUGAGAAUAGCUGUCUUGUAGCGUGUUUGUUGGUUUUGUAUUGUUGAACUCUUUGUAGACUUUCAUUGUCUAUUGCUUUCAUUCCUGUUGUGCUAAAUACAAACUUAACACAUCACAUCUUA